CUUGGCUGGAGGAAAAUGAUAAUGCAGCUAUGUGCAUGUGUGUUUAUUUUGUCCAGCUCGCCCCAGGCUGACAGCUCGGCCAUGCUGAGGGCCAGGGCUGCCGUCCUGCGGCUGCGACCGUGCCGCCGCACGCCCCCGGCACAGAUUCCAGCCGGCCGGAACGCGUGGCGUUCCCUGCACAAGCAACCCCUGCACCCAGAGUGGGCUGCCCUGGCUGAAAAGCAGCUGAAAGGCAAGAACCCCAAGGAUUUAAUCUGGCACACCCCAGAGGGGAUCGACAUCAAGCCGCUGUACUCCAAGAGGGACACCGAGGACUUCCCUGAGGAGCUGCCAGGGAUGAAACCUUUCACUCGGGGGCCUUAUCCCACCAUGUACACCUACAGACCAUGGACAAUCCGACAAUAUGCUGGAUUCAGCACAGUGGAGGAGAGCAACAAGUUCUACAAGGACAACAUAAAAGCUGGCCAGCAGGGAUUGUCUGUUGCUUUUGAUUUAGCCACGCACCGUGGGUAUGACUCAGACAAUCCGCGAGUUCGAGGAGAUGUUGGAAUGGCUGGAGUUGCCAUUGACACAGUGGAAGACACCAAAAUCCUUUUUGAUGGGAUUCCUUUGGAGAAAAUGUCUGUUUCCAUGACGAUGAACGGGGCAGUGAUUCCCGUGUUGGCAACAUUCAUUGUGACUGGAGAAGAGCAGGGAGUGCCCCAGGCCAAGCUGACAGGGACAAUCCAAAAUGACAUCCUGAAGGAGUUCAUGGUCCGCAAUACGUACAUAUUCCCCCCAGAGCCGUCGAUGAGGAUCAUUGCUGACAUCUUCCAGUACACCUCAAAGCAUAUGCCAAAAUUUAAUUCCAUUUCCAUCAGUGGGUACCACAUGCAAGAGGCAGGAGCUGACACCAUUCUGGAAUUAGCUUAUACCAUAGCAGAUGGCUUGGAGUACUGCAGAACUGGGCUUAAAGCUGGCCUCACCAUUGAUGAAUUUGCACCAAGGCUCUCCUUCUUCUGGGGAAUUGGGAUGAACUUCUACAUGGAAAUAGCCAAGCUGAGAGCUGGGAGGCGGCUCUGGGCUCACUUGAUUGAGAAAAUGUUUAAGCCCAAGGAUCCCAAAUCUCUUCUGCUGAGAGCUCAUUGUCAGACUUCGGGCUGGUCACUCACUGAGCAGGAUCCCUUUAACAACAUUAUCCGCACCACGAUCGAGGCCAUGGCUGCGGUGUUUGGGGGAACACAGUCCUUGCACACAAACUCCUUUGAUGAAGCCCUGGGUUUGCCCACAGUGAAAAGUGCUCGCAUUGCCAGGAACACACAGAUCAUAAUCCAAGAGGAAUCAGGAAUUCCCAAAGUGGCAGAUCCCUGGGGGGGAUCUUACCUCAUGGAGUGCCUCACCAACGAUGUCUAUGAAGCUGCCUUAAAGCUUAUUGAGGAGAUAGAAGGAAUGGGUGGAAUGGCCAAAGCCGUUGCUGAGGGGAUUCCCAAACUUCGUAUUGAAGAGUGUGCAGCCCGGAGACAAGCCAGGAUUGACUCUGGGUCUGAAGUAAUUGUUGGAGUAAACAAGCAUCAGCUGGAGAAAGAGGAGGCAGUGGAAGUUCUGGCCAUUGAUAACACUGCAGUCCGUGCCAGGCAGAUUGAGAAGAUCAACAAGGUGAAGGCCACCAGAGAUAAUGCAGCAGCCCAGCAGUGCCUGGAUGCUCUGACAAAAUGUGCUGCCACUGGGGAAGGAAACCUCCUUGGUCUUGCAGUGGAAGCAGCACGUGCCAGGUGCACUGUGGGAGAAAUAACAGAUGCCAUGAAGAAGGUGUUCGGGGAGCACAAAGCCAGUGACCGGAUGGUGAGCGGAGCCUACCGCCAGGAAUUUGGGGAGAGUGAUGAAAUCCUACAUGCCAUCAAUAGAGUUAACAAGUUCAUGGACCGUGAGGGGCGCCGGCCUCGCAUUCUUGUGGCAAAGAUGGGCCAGGACGGCCACGACAGAGGGGCCAAAGUCAUCGCCACGGGAUUUGCAGACAUCGGCUUCGACGUGGACAUCGGGCCCCUCUUCCAGACCCCCCGGGAGGUGGCACAGCAGGCGGUGGAUGCCGACGUGCACUGUGUGGGGGUGAGCACGCUGGCGGCAGGACACAAAACCCUGGUGCCUGAACUCAUCAAGGAGCUCAGCGCCCUCCACCGUCCAGACAUCCUGGUCAUCUGCGGAGGUGUCAUCCCACCUCAGGAUUACGAGUUCCUGUAUGAUGCGGGCGUUGCCAAUGUGUUUGGUCCAGGGACUCGUAUUCCAAAGGCAGCUGUGCAAGUGUUGGAUGAUAUUGAGAAGUGCCUGGAGAAGAGGCAGCAAUCCAUGUAACUCUGGAAUGUCACAUCACAGCGGCCUUACACCAAUUGGGAUCAUCACAAGGGAUGACCAGCCACAAGCUGCUUCUACUGCCCCUAACCUGGUGUUUUGUGCUUUCUAAGAAAGUUGUAAACUCUCUGCUUUGUUCUAUUAGAGGAUUAUUUAUAUAUGUACCCACCAGAAAAUUUUAUCUCUAGAACUGCGACUUCAGGAAAUGAAGGGAAUUCACGUAAGUGCGUUUGGGUUUUUUUUCCAGAUAUACCCAUAAAUAAACUAAUCAUUGCAGCUC
Messenger RNA from Myiozetetes cayanensis, 2605 nucleotides. RefSeq names its product methylmalonyl-CoA mutase (gene MMUT). Lineage: Eukaryota; Metazoa; Chordata; Aves; Passeriformes; Tyrannidae. Bases 16 to 2328 code for a protein of 770 amino acids. Gene Ontology annotation, cellular component: mitochondrion. The record is from RefSeq and is a predicted model, not a curated record. Gene Ontology annotation, molecular function: cobalamin binding; metal ion binding; methylmalonyl-CoA mutase activity. The transcript has 12 exons.